Molecule: messenger RNA, 867 nt
Organism: Tetrapisispora phaffii CBS 4417
Lineage: Eukaryota; Fungi; Ascomycota; Saccharomycetes; Saccharomycetales; Saccharomycetaceae
Gene: LRS4
Product: Lrs4p
Exons: 1
Coding region: 1-867 (288 amino acids)
Source: RefSeq, a predicted model, not a curated record
AUGACGUCUUUAUUGCAACUAUUGUAUAAUUAUCAGAUGUCUGUAAUUGAAAGUGAAAGGUUUUACUAUACUCAUUUACUAGAAGAAAAAGAGUUGAAUACAAAAAACGAAGCCUUAAUAAAGAAUAAUGAUAAUACUGCUGUGUUGGUUGAUGAUAUAACAGGGAAACAACAAGAGCAUUCUUUGAGUAAAGAACUCAUCUCGUUACAAAGACAAUUAACGAAAGUGUCCAUAGAAUUACAAACAAUGAAACUAAGCAAUGAGCAAUUAAAGGAAGCACAGAAGGUUACAAAGAAUACGAUGAAUCAAAAAUUAAAUAAUUCACUAAAAACAAUUGAGAGACUAAAGAGUGAAUUGAGUGUGAAUAAUUCUAGUCAUGGUGAUGAAGACGCAUCUUCAGUUACUCCUCCAAAAAUAUUUAAUACAUUUAAAAACAAUGAAAUUAAGCAGAAAAACAAUAUUCACUUAUUAUCACCAGUUACUAGGAAGGAGUCGGGGCAUCUAGAAUCAAAUAACAAAAUUGAGAAACUUUCUGGAAUACGUAACAUUGUAAAUUCUAAGAAGCAUACAUUAUUUGACAUGGAUACUGAAUCAGAAGCUGAUAACUCUCUAAAUUCUAUUGAAAAUGUUUUAAAAAUAAAUACCUUAAAGAGAAAUGAAGUAUUAGCUAACAUGGUGCUUCCAAAGGAUGCAUUACCUGAAAGCUCCGACAUUAAUUCUUCACAAAAUAUUCUUUCUGUCGAUAUACCUCUUAUAAAAGGCAAUACAGUAGAAGAAAAACAAGUGAAGAAUCAUCAUGAAACAAAAAAGAGAACGUUAACGAAAACCAGGAUCCAAAAAUUAGACAGUGACGAUAGCUUAUUAUAA